This is a messenger RNA of Myzus persicae (green peach aphid), 2779 nucleotides long. RefSeq names its product protein eva-1 homolog C. The coding region runs from base 236 to 1648 and encodes 470 amino acids. The transcript is spliced from 9 exons. Gene Ontology annotation, molecular function: carbohydrate binding. The record is from RefSeq and is a predicted model, not a curated record. Lineage: Eukaryota; Metazoa; Arthropoda; Insecta; Hemiptera; Aphididae.
UGUGCACCGUCGCCAGUUUUCCCGCAGCUUUCGUGUUGUUCGUUCGUCUGCCGUCGUUUCUGUCGCGCGUCACCAAAAAACACAAUAUUUUUUACGAUAGACUACGCGCGGCGUCUUCAAUUUCCAUUUUUACCGUGAUACUAUAUGUAUAAAAUGCAUUUCCGAGAAAUUUUUUAACGACAUGGUUUGUACGUUGUCCGACGGUAGUGUUUUGUGAUAUGCUCGAAAUUAAGUGAUGGAGACGGCCAUGAUGUUAUGCCGUAUCACUAUGGCGAUGCUGCUGUUGCUGGCGUUUCAUCGGACGGCCAUCGCGGAUAAUUUAGCUCUGUUAUCUGGUACGCUCAGGACAUACCACAGGGUGGGCUGCGAGACCCAAUCGUUGGCGCUGACGUGUCCAACCGGUACGAUCAUCUCGGUACAGUCGGCCCAGUACACGCCGGGUUCGUUGGCGUUACCCUGCUCCGACACCAGACUUGCAGCCAAUCUCAACAACAGCUGCAGCUGGCCUCAGGCCUUACAGUAUUCGCUGCUACAAACUGUGGUAGAGGCGUGUCAGAAAAAACAGCAAUGCAGAGUUCAGCCAUCUGUGGGCAAAUACGAUCCUUGUCCAGGCCACCCAAAGUUCAUUCAAGUCGAUUAUAAAUGUCGACCAUUCGAGUUCAGGAGCAAAGUGGCGUGUGAAAACGAGGUGGUCAACUUGCAGUGCAAUCCGAAUUCCCGGCUGGCCAUGUUCUCAGCAAGCUAUGGCCGGACAGAGUACGAGAGUAUCCAGUGUCCGCAACCACAAGGCGUUCCCGAAGAGACGUGUCUGGUGAGUUACGCGACGGAGACCGUGAUGACUGUGUGCCACGGCAAGAGAAAUUGCAGACUGGCGGCGGAUGCGGCGACGUUCGGCAACCCUUGCAAACCAGCUUCCAGGAUGUACUUGAAAGUCGUUUACAACUGCGUGCCCAGGAGAGUGUUAAAAGAACAAUUCGAAGAGCCUGCUCAUUCCGACGAACCGACUGUAAUGGAACUGGACUACUUUGACAACCCCGGUGUGGCCCCCGUACAGCCAUUCGAAUCCUUAUCCCCGCCCGCCAACGACCCCAGGACUAGGUAUAACGAGUCGGCUGCUGAUCCCGUUGGGCAUGGAAAUUCAUCUAGUUCGUCACUGGGUACGAUAUCUCGGCAUACGUAUCAACAGUCCACGACACAGCAUCCGGUACAAAAUAUUACCACUAUCAAGACGGCUGAUCCGAAUAGCAUCUUAGCUAACAUCGUUACUUUUGGUUACGUUUCUUACAAGAUUGUGUACAAAAAACAAGACAAGUUUUACCUAUACUUGGGCGGUGGAUUGAUUGGCGGCCUGUUGUCCAUACUGUGUGUUGUGGCGGCCAAAUUCGUCUGGCAGCGUUCCAGGAGACAUUUGGACAACAAACAUAAGUCCGAUAACGCCAGCCAUGACAUGUCAAUCGACCCAAACGCAUUUGGCGAUAACAUUAGCGAAGUAGACGCCGAUAUUGAUCUAACGGAUAUUACGCAAUUUCCCAUCACCGUUAUACCCACACAACAGUUGUCGCCAAGCGAAGUGGUGAGAUAUGGAAACGAAGGUAUUGCGCCCAAAAGUCUGUGUAGGAAUGACAGCUCACAAUAUUACUAUGGAUGACAAAAUGGCGGCAAGGAGACGGUCAGCCGGCUGCCUUGCUCAUCCCAAACGCCAGCAAAUCCUGCCGCAUCAAGAAUGUAUUGUUUCUAACGGACGGGAUCGUUGCUUGCCCAAGAAUGAGCUUAGCAAAACCCAACUUAAAAGACUUUCGAAUUUACUUUAGUCUAUAAUUUCUUUUGUUUAUGUAUAAUGUAUGUAAUAUUAUAUAAAUAAAUAUCUGCGUAUCAGUCGAAUCGUGUUAUAUAAUUUUAAGUAUAUUAUUAAUUAUUAUAUGAUUAAUUUGCCGAUAAUUUAAUAAACUCAAAACCAAAGAACGAGACCAUUCGAAAAACGAAUCAGGGAACAAUCAAUAUAAAUUGAUGUAUAAUAAUUAUUACAUCAAACGAGUUUUAUAUGCUGUGAAAAUUGUGUAAUGUAAAAAUAUGAAGAGGGUUACAGCUUGUUCGUACAGACAAUUCAUUUCCAUUACCAUAAUGAAUAUGUUACUAUUGAUUUUUUGCACUUAAAAAUAACCGUGACCGACGAAUAGAACCUCAUAAAGUGAUAAUGACUAAUUUGAUAAAUUUUAACAUGAAAAGACACUUAAUCUUGGAGGUACGUUAUUAACUUUUGACACAUACAAUUACAAUAAAACUUAUUUUUUAACUACUUUUCAUGACAUGAUUAUAGAGAUUUUUUUUUUAAUUCAAAAUAAACGAAUUCUAGGGUUUGUCGCUUUUGGUUAGCAUCAUUUCUCAAAAAAAACAUUUUAUAACUAAAUUAAACACAAUACUAUAAGCCAUAAGUAUAAAUAAAUACAAAUAUAAAUACACUUCUUGAUCAUUUUCAGUUUCCACAUAAUACUUUUAAUUUACAAUGAUGUCUUGUAACCUGUAAAACUUAGAAAUAUUUUGAAAAGGAAAUUAAAAAAUUAUUGCUUAAUUAAUCAUAAAAAAAAUUAAUUUUUUUUAGUUUAGAAUUUAAUUAGUUUUUUCAACAUAAUAUCUAUACAUAUAUGUAAGAAACGAUUUUGCUAAUGGAGGAUAACCUGUUUUUCCAUUACGAUCUUAAUGAGGAUUUAAAAUGACACCUAUAAUCGAGUAUUAUACCCACCAUGAUGAAAAUAGUAUUAAGCUUCAUUAUUAAACAUAA